Molecule: messenger RNA, 5835 nt
Organism: Nerophis lumbriciformis (worm pipefish)
Lineage: Eukaryota; Metazoa; Chordata; Actinopteri; Syngnathiformes; Syngnathidae
Source: RefSeq, a predicted model, not a curated record
AUGUAUCCUUCGUGGGGGAACUAUGGUGCGCCCCCGCCUCAAAACUUCCCGGGGCCCGGCCAGCGGAAGAUGCCGGGGGGAGGCCACGCCGGGCCGCCGUCGAGUUUCGGCUGCAUGCAGGCCCCGUCGAGCGGCUCCAUGUUCUCCAACCUGCAAGAGCAGCAUCUCCAGCAGAUGCAGCAGCUUCAAAUGCUGCACCAGAAGCAGCUUCAGAACGUUCUCCAUCACGGUAGCGGUAUGGGACCCCCCAGUGGAUACUCGGCGCCGGCGUGGCAGUCGGCGGAAACGGCCCCGAUGGAUCGCGGGGCCGGGAUGCAGGCUCACAUUCAAGGAGACACUAUCGCGAACAAACCGGACCAUUCGCAGCCUCCGGUUCCCACGCAGCAGCACAAGAUUGAACCCCAACCGGCGCCUCCUCCCCCGGAUCCAGCUAAAGAUGCAAUGGGGAUGGAAGCAGUCGGUAAAGACGAAAACUCCAGUUUGCCGAACCUUUCCAUUUUUACACAGGAUCAACAGCAACUUUGGUACCAACAGCAUUUACAGAAUCUGCAAAAGUUGAAGCAAGAAAGGGCCAAGCAGAACCAAAAGGAAGGCGAGCCCCCCAACAGCCAAGGAGCCCAACCUCCUCCUCCGCCCCCGUCAGAGCCACCCGCAGGUGCGCCACCUCCGCCUCCUCCAAAAGAGGACCAGCCUGCACCACCUCCGCCUCCAGAGGUGAGCUUUACCUCAAUGCCUUAUAGUCCCAGGUCCCCUGACUCUAAACAAGACCCGGAGGAGGCGGACCGUCUCCAGAAGCUACAGGCUGCAGCGGCUCAGUGGCAGCAGGUGCAGCAGCAGAGAGUCAGCUUACAUUAUCAGGCGCUUAUGCAGCAGCAUGAAAAACUUCAGCAGAUACUCGAAAAGUAUCAGCCGCUCAUUCAGCAACCUCCAAACCUACAGGCAAUGACGCCCGAGAUGCAGCUCCGGCAUUACCAAAGGCAGAAGCAGCAGUUCAUCCCCCUGUUACAGGAAUGGGAAGUGACCUUCAAAAUGUGGUUUGAGCAGUUCCAAACAUAUCCGCACAAAGAUCAGCUACAUGAUUACGAGAACCAAUGGAAGCAAUGGCAGACUCAGAUGAAUGCCACCAAUGACCACCUUCAGGAGACGAUCUCCGCUCUCACCGCAAUUGUACCGUAUGCUUCGAUGCAGUAUAACAAUCCAGGUAUGGGGCAAUAUGGCAGUUAUCCCGUCCAAGAUAUGUCAGUGCCACCGCCACCAAUCGCUCAACCACCAGUGACUCAGUCACAAAUGGCCCAGCUACCCCCACCACUACCUGUGGUUGCUGGUGGUCCUACAUCCCAAGGUCCACCACCUGGUCCCCAAACCGGUCCACCGCCGGGUAAGCCUCACACUCCAGCUUCUGUACCUCCACCCACUGGAGGCCCCCCGACAGAAAUUGGACCUACGUGCCCAAUGAAUGUUCCGCCACCAAACUUCAACAGCAUGGGGGGUCCAAGAGGAAACAACCCCAGAUUCAACCAGCCAAUGCGCUUUGAUGGACCUCCAAGAUUUGAUCAUCGCUUUGAGGCUCCCCCUCAGUUCCAGCCACCUCAACAUGGCUUCAACGGCUCUCCUCAGUUUAACCAACCUGGGUCGCGUUUUAACGGUCCUCCUAGGUUUGAUCAACCCCCCCAGCGAUUUGGCGAACCGCCACCUUUUAACCAACCUGGUUCACGCUUUGACGGGCCUCCCAGGUUUGACCAGCCUCACCAGCGCUUUGAUGGCCCGUCCAAAUUUGAACAACAAGCACCCAAACCCGGGCGUCAGUCUCGAUUUGACCAGCCCCCUAAACAGACUGGUCCACAGCCUCCCACGGAAGGUUCCCCAGUGCCUCCGCCAAAACAACAGGGCCCUCAGCCUCAAGUCAAACAAGAUCCCAAGCAACCUACCAGUGUGGAUUCUUCAUUAAAAUCAGUUGAGUUGCCACAAUCUGAUCAAGUAAAGAGUCAAACUCCAACUAGUAAGACAAUUUCUGAAAAAGAAAAACUCGCUGACUCGCUUAAAAAUGCUCAAUCCACAAACGAUGAUGAUACAAUGGAUAUCUGCAACUCGCCCCAAUCUGCUGACAGUAAGCCUGCCCAGCCUGCAGCUACUCCUGUUGAAUCCAAUGAAAAAGACAAAUCACAAAAUUAUCCCAAACCAAAUGGGCCGUCAAAAAACAACAAUAAUCUUUCCUCGACACAACAGGAGGAGCACCCACCUACACAAUUCCAGUCAAGACCAGAACCUGUGGGGCCUCCCUAUGGUAGAGGACGAGGUCAUCCCUUAGGCUUUAUGCCAGGUAGAGGACGAGGACACGGGCAAUUCGGACACGGAGAAUUCAGUGGCCAUAACACCGGUCCAUCUGGGGGGGAGACAGAGGAAAUGUCUAAUGAAUUUAUGCCUCCUGAGGAAGAAUUAUAUGAGCAACAAGAUGAGGCAUAUUACUGGCAAGAUCCAUCAUAUGAGGAGUUUGGUGCUGAGGGUUAUGAGGAGCCAAAUGAAGAAAUUUGGAUGCCAGAAGACAAUCACUACGAAGUAGGGGAAGAAUAUUAUGAAGAUUCGGUUGAAGAACCUCCUGUGGGAGGACCACCCAUGGGAAGAGGUGGACCGCCAAUGGGAAGAGGUGGACCGCCCAUGGGACGAGGUGGUCCGCCCAUGGGCCGAGGUGGACCACCCAUGGGACGAGGUGGUCCGCCCAUGGGACGAGGUGGUCCGCCCAUGGGACGAGGUGGUCCGCCCAUGGGACGAGGUGGACCGCCAAUGGGACGAGGUGGUCCGCCCAUGGGACGAGGGGGACCGCCCAUGGGGAGAGGGGGACCGCCCAUGGGGAGAGGGGGACCGCCCAUGGGCAGAGGGGGACCACCCAUGGGGAGAGGAGGACCGCCCAUGGGGAGAGGAGGACCGCCCAUGGGGAGAGGAGGUCCGCCCAUGGGUCGAGGAGAACCCAUGGAUGGCCAAUGGGAAGAAACAGGGCCACCUGAGUACUACGAAGAAGAGGAACCUUACUGGGGAGAGGACGGCCCUCCAAUGAGAGGGAUGAGACCCCCAUUUCCAUCCGGCCGUGGUCGUCCUCCACGUGGCCAUCCUGGUUUUAUGCGGGGUCGUGGAAUCCCUCCGCACCUAAGGCAUGGGCCAAUGGAAGAAGAGGCAUUUGCCUACGGUAUGGACCAUGGUAAUAUGGACAUGGAGGAAGAUGAUAAUUACAUGUACCAGGGUGACGAUCCUCAUAACUUCAUGCACCCGGGUGCAGGAAGGGGAAGGCGGCCACCCCCACCACCUCAUGAAAUAAUGGAUCUUGAUGCCGAUCAGUUUUACCACAAAGAGAUGGAGCGUGAACAUGACUGGGAGCCACCCUAUGGCAGACGUCCUCCAAUGCCACAUGAGUUCAUUGAAAGGGGUGACGAAAUGAGAAGCGGGCCAAUGGGUCGUGGAAUGGCACGAGGUGCGAUGCAUCCAGGUAUGCCUCAUGAACAGGAGGAAGGGUACAGGUAUCGUUUCGUUGAGGACUAUGGCCACGGAGAAAAUGCUUAUGGACACAAGGAAGACGACUACGAGCGAAGGCCACCACAUCCGAAUGACCCUCGGCGCGAGGACAGAUUCUUUGACCCUGAAUGGGACAGAGGGCGAUCUCCACCGGAUAGGGAAUAUCCACCACCCCCAGAACAUUACCGAGAUGAGCGCUGGGCUGAGGAAAGAGAGCGAGGUCCUCCACAUCCAAUUGAUGAGUAUGACCGCAGAAGAGGCGAAAUCAGAGAACGAGAUUACGAGCCGCCGCCCCGACAGGAAGAUCUGGCACGCCCUCCAAAUUGGGAUCACCCUUCGAGAUUUGACUCGCCAACAGAGAGAAUGUAUCCCCCCUAUCAGGACCGCAGAGACGAGCCUCCUUUGGAUAGACCUCCACUCCAAAAUGAACCUAGCAGUAACCAGUCAGAGAAUUCAGCUGAACAACAGGGAGGGAAUGUCCUCUCUCUUUCCCAGCGGCAACAUGAAAUCAUUUUGAAGGCUGCCCAAGAAUUAAAACGGAUGAGAGAACAACAGGAGGUGAAGCCUGGAUCUGCAUCUCAGCAUGCAGCAGGUGACACCUUACCCGAGCUUCCUGCUAGUCUUCUUGGUUUGGAGAUACCGAUAGAAGUCAGAAAUGCUCUGAAGGGUAUGGCUGCAUCUGCUCAGACACCUAAAACACCGUCUUGGGAUACAAAUCCUGCCGCGCCUGUUACUCCAGUGAUUCCAAAGACUGUGGAUUACGCCCACGGACAUGAACCUGGUACUACUGUCGAGCGGAUCGCUUAUGGUGAGAGGAUUGUGUUGAGACCUGAUCCAGACAGAGGCUAUGAAAAAGAACCUCUCCGAGAGCCCUACAGCAGGGAUCCCUUUUACGAUAGACGGCCAGACCCUUAUAUGGACCGUCGGGAGUACAGUCGAGAAAGAGAAUUCUACCGGGAAAAACCUCCACAAGAUUUCGAGCGGGACCGAUACGGAAGGGAACGAUACGCUCCAAGAGAACGCGACGAUAGCUCGCUAAUGAUGGUUGAAGAAAGGCACGCACUUCGUCCAGGUUUCCGGGAAAGAGAACGCGAAUUCCGAGAGAGGGAUCGCAGCAACAGCCGCGAACGAGAGGAUCCUUUCGGUAGGCCGGGAUACGACAGGCCUCACUAUGAGCGCCCUGGAAUGGAACGUGGCGGGCCCGAUCGCUAUGGCCCUACCGUGCCACCGUUUGACCGAAGAGGUUACCCAGAAGACCGAGGAGGACCGCCCACCGGACCCCCACUCGCAACGCCCCCGCAGCCGCUCCCGCAGCCACUCCCACCUGUCGAGAAGAAGCCCGAGAUCAAGAAUGUGGACGAUAUCCUCAAACCGCCGGGACGGAUGUCACGGCCCGAGAGGAUCGUCGUCAUCAUGAGAGGGCUACCUGGGAGUGGAAAGAGCCACGUUGCAAAGCUCAUACGAGAUAAAGAGGUUGAUUGCGGCGGCGCCCCACCAAGAGUUCUGGUUUUAGACGACUAUUUCAUGACUGAGGUUGAAAAGGUGGAGAAAGACCCUGACACGGGAAGGAGGGUCAAAAGGAAGGUACUUGAAUACGAGUUCGAGCCGGAACUGGAAGGCACAUAUCGCAACAGCAUGCUGAAGACCUUCAAGAAAACUCUGGACGAUGGCUUUUUCCCUUUCAUUAUAUUGGACACUAUCAACGACAGAGUCAGCCAUUUUGAGCAGUUCUGGAGCGCUGCUAAAACGAAAGGUUUUGAGGUCUAUAUUGCUGAAAUUACUGCUGACACCCACACUUGCGCAAAGAGAAACAGCCACGCGCGCACACUUAAGGAUAUAAUGAAGAUGUCCAACAAUUGGGAGUCCACGCCUCGUCACAUGGUCCGCUUAGACGUGCGAGCCCUGCUGCAGGACGCCGCGAUCGAAGAGGUGGAAAUGGAAGACUUCAAUCCAGAGGAGGAGCCUAAAGAAGCUAAAAGAGAGGAGGAAGAAGAGGGUGAUCUGGGCUACAUUCCAAAAAGCAAAUGGGAGAUGGAUACGUCGGAAGCAAAACUCGACAAGCUGGACGGUUUGGGGAGCGGCAGCAAGAGGAAGCGUGACGGCGACCACAUGGCAGGUUUGGAGGACUACCUUCAGCUGCCAGAUGACUACGCCACCCGCAAGUCUCAGCCGGGAAAGAAGAGGGUGCGAUGGGCCGAUCUGGAAGAGCAAAAGGACGCCGAUCGCAAGCGAGCUAUCGGCUUCGUGGUGGGCCAAACAGACUGGGAAAAAAUCACGGAUGAUAGCGGCCUACUUGCACAGAAAGCGCUCAACCGGACAAAAUAUUUCUAA